Dermacentor andersoni is the source of this 747-nucleotide messenger RNA. Lineage: Eukaryota; Metazoa; Arthropoda; Arachnida; Ixodida; Ixodidae. The record is from RefSeq and is a predicted model, not a curated record.
AUGACCAACCCCAGCAACCUUCCGCCCCGGGGAGACCUUCCACCUUACGCUACCUCGCAUCCACAAGACGUCGCAGCUCUACAGCUUUGCCUGCCCACGUACUGGAACAAGGACCCGCAGGUUUGGUUCACCCAGGUCGAAGCCUGCUUUGAUCUACACCACAUCACCACGGCGACUUCACUGUAUCGCCACUUACUUGCCAACCUGUCUCCUGAUGUUUCUCACGAGGUGGCGGACGUCAUCGCUGCACCUAUGGGGGAUGCCCUGUACAAGAAACUUCCAAAUCAUGCCAGUGCCAGCGUCAUGGUGGAGCGGCCAUACCGCUCGCUCAAGUCUGCCCUCACUGCGCCCCUUGAUCCGGAGCACUGGGUCGACCACCUUCCUAUGGUGAUUCUGGGCCUACGCGCUCUCCUUCGUCUCGACAUUGGCUGUUCUCCGGCCGAACUUCUCUAUGGUGCACCUUUGCGGCAUCCUGGAGAGUUCGUUCCUUCGGACCCCUCGCCCAAGCCGCUGCAAGCGCUCAACAAGAUCACGCCCAAGGAUGUAUACCCUAUGCCUCGCAUUGACGAUGCCCUCGAUUCUCUGCAAGGUGCCGAGUACUUCUCAAGCCUGGACCUGCGUUCAGGUUACUGGCAAAUUCCGAUGCACGAAGACGACAAAGAAAAGACAGCGUUUGCAACCCCAGACGGCCUUGACGAGUUCAACGUCAUGCCCUUCGGCCUCUGCAAUGCUCCCGCAACUUUUUAG